Messenger RNA from Solea senegalensis (Senegalese sole), 3808 nucleotides. RefSeq names its product neuroligin 4 X-linked a (gene nlgn4xa). Gene Ontology annotation, molecular function: signaling receptor activity; neurexin family protein binding. Gene Ontology annotation, biological process: neuron cell-cell adhesion; chemical synaptic transmission; synaptic vesicle endocytosis. The transcript has 7 exons. The record is from RefSeq and is a predicted model, not a curated record. NCBI's taxonomy places the organism in Eukaryota, Metazoa, Chordata, Actinopteri, Pleuronectiformes, Soleidae. Bases 502 to 3159 code for a protein of 885 amino acids. Gene Ontology annotation, cellular component: postsynaptic specialization membrane; synapse; cell surface.
AUCACUAAUCUUGUCCUCGCAACACUCUCCUUCUAUGAGAGCAAUUAGAUUCAGCUGCGUUUGUGGAGCCUCUGCAAUGACUCAUUGAAACAUCUUCUGCGCUGAUAAAGCCGCAUCUUUAUUCUGCCUCACCACACACACACACACACACACAGACACACACGUACACAAUCACACACACACACAGACACACACGGAUAGUUUGGAGCUGCCUUUCAGUUUUCAGCGCAUCGGGAGUUUGGAUUUGCGGAGCAGCAGCAGCAGCAGUCUGGACCGUGGACUUUAUUGCCCCCUUUCCCUCUCCCCACAUGUGGUGCGCGUUUUUUUUGCCUGAAGUGCGGACUUACAUCAAAGUGUCGCACAGAGGAGGAUUCAGUCUGAGCGGUUUUUUGCAUCAAGCUGGAGUCUAGGUAACCUCAGCCCACACCAGGUUCUGGACCCGGGGAGUCGUGCAGCAGCGGUCCGUCUCCGUGCAGCCUCUCAGGAUGGGGAGCUUUGAGAAUGCUCUUCUGCUCGGCUGAGGAGGAGCAGCAGCGGGAACGAUCUUGGUGGAGGGGCAGGGGGGGUCUAAGGGCGCGCCGAGGAUCCAACAACCAAGACCGUGCCAGGCUCGGGCUCAGCACAGCCAGGAGUAUGUCACCGCUCAGUGGCCCUUCAUGGAUGCGUCACUCCACAGCCAAGGCCAACCUCCUGCUGUGGGUAGGCCUGGCGUCCAUCUGUGCGGCCACAGUUCAGGCCCAGCAGCACCCGGUGGUCACUACCAAUUAUGGGAAAUUGCGCGGCGUGAAGGUUACGUUACCUAAUGAGAUCCUGGGACCCGUGGAGCAGUAUUUGGGGAUCCCGUACGCGUUGCCGCCAACAGGAGAGCGCAGGUUCCAGCCACCGGAGCCGCCCAUGUCCUGGCCGGGCAUCAGGAAUGCUACUCAGUUUGCUCCAGUUUGUCCUCAGUUCUUAGAGGAUCGCUUUUUACUCAAUGACAUGCUGCCCGUGUGGUUCACGGCCAACCUGGAUACACUGGUAACCUACGUGCAGGAACAGAGCGAGGACUGCCUGUACCUGAACAUCUACGUCCCCACGGAGGACGGAGCAAACAGUCAAGCCGCAGAUUUCAGCAGUAAUGGUGGCCGCAAUAAAGAUAUCCACGAUGAGAAUGGGCUGAAGCCAGUCAUGGUUUACAUCCACGGAGGCUCCUACAUGGAAGGGACUGGGAACAUGAUCGACGGCAGCAUCCUGGCGAGCUACGGGAACGUCAUCGUCAUCACAAUCAACUACCGACUCGGGGUUCUGGGGUUUCUAAGCACAGGCGACCAGGCAGCCAAGGGCAACUACGGCCUGCUGGAUCAAAUUCACGCUCUCAGGUGGAUCAAAGAAAACAUCCAGGCCUUCAAAGGAGACCCGAAGAGAGUGACCAUUUUUGGCUCUGGCGCUGGAGCGUCGUGCGUCAGCCUGCUCACACUCUCGCAUUACUCGGAAGAUCUGUUCCAGAAAGCCAUCAUCCAGAGCGGCACAGCGCUGUCCAGCUGGGCGGUGAACUACCAGCCUGCCAAGUACACUCGAGCUCUGGCUGAGAAGGUGGGCUGCAACAUGCUGGACACCAUCGACCUGGUGGAGUGUUUGCAGAACAAAAACUACAAGGAGCUGAUCGAGCAGUACAUCACACCCGCCAAGUACCACAUCGCCUUCGGGCCCGUCAUCGACGGCGACGUGAUCCCAGAUGACCCGCAGAUCCUCAUGGAGCAAGGGGAGUUCCUCAACUAUGACAUCAUGCUGGGGGUCAACCAGGGCGAGGGUUUUAAGUUCGUCGACGGCAUCGUGGACAGCGAGGACGGCGUGUCCGCCAAUGAUUUUGACUUUGCGGUGUCAGACUUUGUGGAUCAUCUGUACGGAUACCCAGAGGGGAAGGACACUCUGCGCGAGACCAUCAAAUUCAUGUACACAGACUGGGCAGACAAGGAGAACCCGGAGACCCGACGCAAGACGCUGGUGGCUCUGUUCACAGACCACCAGUGGGUGGCGCCGGCAGUGGCCACAGCCGACCUCCACGCCCAGUACGGGUCACCCACCUACUUCUACGCCUUCUACCACCACUGUCAGAGCGACAUGAAGCCCAGUUGGGCCGACUCAGCGCACGGCGACGAAGUGCCGUAUGUGUUUGGAAUCCCAAUGAUCGGCCCCACGGACCUCUUCAACUGCAACUUCUCCAAGAAUGACGUGAUGCUGAGCGCCGUCGUCAUGACCUACUGGACUAACUUUGCAAAAACAGGGGAUCCAAAUCAGCCAGUUCCACAGGACACAAAGUUCAUUCAUACAAAGCCCAACAGGUUUGAGGAGGUAGCCUGGACCAAGUAUAACCCCAAAGAUCAGCUCUACCUCCAUAUUGGCCUCAAACCUCGAGUCAGAGACCACUACCGGGCCACCAAGGUCGCGUUCUGGCUGGAACUAGUGCCGCAUCUACAUAACAUAAAUGAAUUUUUCCAGUAUGUAUCCACUACCACCAAGAUCCCCCCUCAGGACACCACCCCGUACCCUUACACCAAACGAUUUCCCGGCAAAAACAACUGGCCGUCCACCACCCGCCACCCAGGAGUGCCGCCCGCCAACACCAAGCAAAGCACGGACCAGCGCAAGAGCGGCGACCUGACUGAAGAGUCCACCGUGGUCAUCGAGACCAAGCGGGACUACUCCACUGAGCUGAGUGUCACCAUCGCAGUUGGGGCCUCGCUCCUCUUCCUGAACAUCCUUGCCUUUGCCGCGCUGUACUACAAAAAAGACAAGCGGCGGCACGAGACCAACCGGCGAGUGCCCACUCCGCAGCGCAACUCGGCGCCGGCCAACACCCCGUCCGCGGCCAACGACGUGGCCCACCUGCAGAGCGAGGAGCUCAUGUCUCUGCAGAUGAAGCAGCAGCAGCUGGAGCACGAGCACCACCACGAGUGCGAGCCGCUGCAGACGCACGACGCGCUGCGCCUCGCUUGCCCGCCCGACUACACCCUCACCCUGCGCCGGUCGCCCGAUGACAUACCGCUGAUGACGCCCAGCACCAUCACCAUGAUCCCCAACUCACUGGCUGGCAUGCAGCCUCUGCACAACUUCAAUACAUUUGGUGGCAGCCAGAACAGUACCAACUUACCCCACGGCCACUCCACCACACGGGUAUAGCUUUGCUGGGACGGGACAGGAGCGGAAGCAGCAACUGACCACACAAGGAAAACAUGAGUGACUGACUGUGUAAAGCACAGCAGAUGCUAUUUUGCUACCAUGCCUUCUUAAGAAAAAAAAACAACAAGUCGAAAUCGCUCAUGAACUCAUGAAAAUACUCAAAGUGAAUGUUAAUAUAGUAAUAACUCUAUUUGGAGCUAAUUUUCAUGGAAAGUUUUCGAGGAGUUUUACCAAAACAAAAAGGCCACCGGGGGAUAACAGUUGAAUAUUCUUACAAUACAACCAUGAACAGUGUCUUGACUGUGUGACAAAAUAAAUGACUUUUUUUUGUUUUUUUCUGUGCCAAAAACGCACAAACAGUGGCAACAUUUGUUGAAAAAGCAACAAAGUCGAUCAUCCGGAACAUCGUCCUCUCAUGAAUCCCGUCAUGCAUCAUCGGACACCCGACGUGGGCACACAAUUCUACACCCCAGCCUGAAAUGUAUUUAUGAAAACUUUGUACAAAUAAGAUAAAAAAAUAAAUGAAAAUGAAAAAAAAAAGAUAUAUAGUUGUGUGUUGGAAAUUUCCAGGAUUUUAAAAGAAAAAAAAGAGAGAUAUUAAAAACCGCUUCUUCUGUUGGUUUCAUUUUGGCUGAGAUCUUCUUGCUUU